UCGUCCAUGGAAGUGUAGAGGUAGGCGCGUGGAACAGGAGCCUCCGUGGUACGGAUACGGAGCGAGUAGUCGCGAUAUAAAACUCGUGAGACACGCUCGUGAACAACGAAUAGUACCGUGACUGUUCGAACGGUAACAAAGUCGCUUGUCACGCGCGUGCAAAAACUUGUGCGUUUUCGAGGCACAGAGAAGAGAACCGGAUUCCUUGUGACGAUUCCUCGAAUCGUCUCGAUUUCUCGACGGGAAGGUGUACCGAAAACGCGUCAAACACGAAGCUUCCAGAAGGCCGUGGUUCGGGGUGUAACAACGAAGGCAGGGCAAUGAAAACGUCGACAUUAUCCUCUAGUGACAUGAUUAAACAGGAGAUCAGAGAUGUCUGCAAAGACCUCAUCUUGUCCGACGACACUCUCCGCACGGUCAUGCAAAAGCUGGAUGACGAGAUGAACAAAGGUCUGAGCAAAGCGACCCACGACCAAGCGAUUGUCAAAUGUUUUCCCACUUACGUGCAAGACCUUCCUAAUGGCACAGAGAAGGGCAACUUCCUGGCCUUGGAUCUGGGCGGAACGAAUUUUAGGGUGUUGCUGAUCACCCUGGACGGUCAAAAUUUCGAUAUGAAGAGCAAAAUCUACGCGAUACCGCAGAGUCUGAUGUUGGGGACCGGUACACAACUGUUCGAUCACAUAGCCCAGUGUCUGUCGCUGUUCGUUAAAGAUCUGAACCUUCAGGAUCACGUUCUGCCACUCGGAUUCACCUUCAGUUUUCCACUGUCGCAACGCGGGUUGACGGAAGGCUACCUCGUUAGAUGGACGAAGGGUUUUAAUUGCAGCGGAGUGGUGGAUCAGGACGUCGUCGCCCUCCUCGAGGCCGCGAUAGAUAGAAGAAAGGACGUGAAAAUCGAAGUGUGCGCCAUACUUAACGACACGACGGGCACUUUAAUGUCGUGCGCUUGGAAAAACAGAAACUGCCGUAUCGGAUUGAUUGUUGGAACGGGAACGAACGCCUGCUACGUGGAAAAGACGAAAAACGUGGAGACAUCGAUACCAGGAAACUACUCGCCGGAUAAACCACAGAUGCUGAUCAACAUCGAGUGGGGUGCUUUCGGAGAGGGAGGUGUUCUCGAUUUCAUCAUCACCGAAUUCGAUCGAGACAUCGACACGCACUCCAUCAAUCCUUCGAAACAGUUGUUCGAGAAGAUGAUCUCUGGAAUGUACAUGGGAGAGCUGACGAGGUUGGUCCUCGAGAAGAUCGUCAACGCUGGUCUCCUGUUUGGAGGCAAAUGUCCCAGUGAUCUCAAGAAACGGGGAAAAUUCUUCACGAAAUAUGUUUCAGAAAUAGAAAAUGAUCCCAAAGGGAAAUACACAAACUGCCGUGAAGUUCUGGCCGAGUUAGGUGCACGAAACGUGAGCGAUCAAGAUUGCGAGAACGUCAGGUACGUUUGCUCGGUCGUGUCGAGGAGAGCUGCCCACUUGGCCAGCGCUGGAAUCUCUACGCUGUUAAACAAAAUGGGGGAGAACAAUGUCACUGUCGGAAUCGACGGUUCGGUCUACAGAUUCCAUCCACACUUUCAUGAUCUUAUGACCGAGAAGAUCAGCCAGCUACAGAACCACAAGUUCGACUUGAUGCUGUCGGAGGACGGAAGCGGUCGCGGAGCGGCGCUGGUUGCCGCGGUGGCUGCUCAAAAACGGUGAAGACAACGGCUGUGCCGCGUCUAUUCGACUUAGCUUAAAUUAAGUUAUACGCAGUAAAUGAUACCAAUCUGACACACUAUUAACGUACAUUAAAAGGAUACAAGUCACGCGUACGUGUCGCGAACGCAGAUGAAACGAGCUAUAGCGAUUAAACGAAAACAAAAAAAAAAGAAAACGAAUGAAACUUAUGUCUGCCAGAGUGAACAAGACAGUGUGCGUGCGUGUAUGUGUGUGCGAAAGCUUGCAAACGAGAGAAUUGCAAAUACGCUAAUUGUAAAUAGUAGCAAAAGACGUAGCCCGAACACUCUUUCCUUUUCCGACAAAAAUUAAUGAAAUCAAACAGCUGUAGCAAAUAAUUAGAAUUACAGGGGCUACGUGUUAGUUUCUUUUUAAUAGUACAACGAUUGAUUUGAUUAUUUCUUUCCUUGAUAGAAAAGAAGAGCUUGAAGGAUCAGAAUCGGAAGACUCUGAAGACUCUUCUUCAUCGUCGCAUUAGCAAAUCUCUCGGGAAGGAGAAAGGGUACGGACGGAUCGUUGUUACGUAUUGAGAAUGAUUUAUAAAUUAUUUGUAUCGUCGUUUUAUCCUGCGAUAGUCAUAUUAUAACGGUAGAUGCGUGCGCGGAACGAGAAUGCGUGAGACUGGGCGAAAGAUCCGUUGGCGUAACUAGACUAAGAUAAGGGUGGAAACCCUAAAAGUAUGGACAGGCUCUUUCCAUUAACGGGAAGAAUGCACCUCGCAUUAGAAAUACAAAACCUCUUAAAGUUA
Megachile rotundata (alfalfa leafcutting bee) is the source of this 2454-nucleotide messenger RNA. RefSeq names its product Hexokinase A (gene Hex-A). Gene Ontology annotation, molecular function: fructokinase activity; glucokinase activity; D-glucose binding. Gene Ontology annotation, cellular component: cytosol; mitochondrion. The record is from RefSeq and is a predicted model, not a curated record. NCBI's taxonomy places the organism in Eukaryota, Metazoa, Arthropoda, Insecta, Hymenoptera, Megachilidae. Gene Ontology annotation, biological process: intracellular glucose homeostasis; glucose metabolic process; glucose 6-phosphate metabolic process.